Cyprinodon variegatus (sheepshead minnow) is the source of this 4148-nucleotide messenger RNA. RefSeq names its product RAB11 family interacting protein 1 (class I) (gene rab11fip1b). Bases 132 to 3740 code for a protein of 1202 amino acids. The transcript has 7 exons. Gene Ontology annotation, biological process: regulated exocytosis. The record is from RefSeq and is a predicted model, not a curated record. Gene Ontology annotation, cellular component: intracellular membrane-bounded organelle. Gene Ontology annotation, molecular function: small GTPase binding. Lineage: Eukaryota; Metazoa; Chordata; Actinopteri; Cyprinodontiformes; Cyprinodontidae.
UGCUGCGCUCGUCAGCAAACUUUUCCGUCCUCUUCAGUUUGCGGUGAUCCGGAUGGUGAAGUGUCUCCGUUGCCUUUUGUUUUGGUGUUUUCCUCCUGAAGGUCGCUGAUCCAGCAGCAGGUGUUGCCACCAUGUCCUUAGCGGAUCAGCAGUGGUGUCCCACAAGCGUUCAGGUAACGGUGCUCCAAGCCAGAGGUCUCAGGAUUAAAGGGAAAGGAGGCACAAAUGACGCGUAUGCGCUUAUGCAAGUGGGCAAGGAGAAGUACCAGACCUCGGUGGUGGAGAAAACAGUAGCUCCGACAUGGAAGGAGGAGGCCACCUUCGACCUGCCGCCGCUUCAGGGUGGAGGAGGAGGGAAGGAGCGCAGCACGCUGCGCGUCCACGUCCUGCACCGGGCUCUGGUGGGACCUGACAAGCUGCUGGGACAGGCUGUCAUCGACCUGCUGCAGCUCAGUGACGACAAAACCCGCAACAAAACAGAAUGGUUUAAGUUGCUGGAUAAAACUGGUAAGCCAGACAAAGACCGUGGAGAGGUGUUUGUUGACAUCCAGUUCAUGAGGAACAACAUGACCGCCAGCAUGUUCGACCUCUCCGCUGCAGGGAAAUCCCGCUCCCGCCUGGGAAAGUUUAAGGAUAAAGUGCGUGGAAAGAAAAGGGAGUCGGACUCUUCCUCAGGUGUGGUGCCGUCCAUUACACAGGUUCUGACUGACAGCGAGGAAGAUGACACUAGUGGAGGUGGUGAGGGAGCAACAGGCAAGGAUGGAAAAUCUAAGCAACACAAGAGGAUGUCUUUGUUUUCUUCUAAAUCCAACCUUCAGAGGAACAUGUCUCAAUCCAUGUCCGUCCUGCCGGGAAAGAACUCCUCUUUGAGCGGCAGUCAAUCAUCUGGGCUGAACGUGGACUCCUCUGAGGGGAAAAAGAAGUUCAAGUUCAAGAUACAUAAACACUCCAGUAACUCUAAAAGUAAAGAUUCAUCCUCAGGCCAACAAAAGCAGGAGCAGAGCAAUGUAUGUAUCAACGGCAGCCAUAUUUACUGCGAGGAGGCACCGUCUCGACCGUUACGCACUGGAUCCAGCUUCAGCCAGUCAAGUUCAAUAAAUGAAUCCAGAGAGGAUGCCCCAGAAAACUUUUCUCCCUCUGUGGAUUCCCUUAAAGCCCAGAGGGAGUAUUCCCCCUGGAUGGAGGAAGAGGAGGAGGAUGAAAAUAUUAAGGAUUUACGAGAAGAAGAGGAAGAAGAAAAGUUCGAACUGAAGACGGAUAUAAUAAAAGAAGAGGAAGAGGAGGCUAUCAGGAAACAACAAGGAGAACAGGAUAGAUUGACUGCAGAAAAGUUGAGAGAAGAUGAAGAGAACAGGGUCAAGAAAGAAGAGAUGCAACGACUUGAAGAAGAAAAAAGGUGGUUAGAAGAACAAGAAAGGAGAAAAUUUGAUGAGGAAGAAAAGAUGCGCAGAGAGGAAGAGGAAAAAAUCAAGGAAGAGUUGGACAGGAAGAGGCACGAAGAAGAACUUAAGUUAGCUGAAGAAAGGAGACUGAUGGAAGAGGAAGAAGAAAGGAGGAUGGAGGAGAAAGUCAAGCAUGAACAAGAGAGAGCUGAGGAGAUGUGGAAAAAAGAACAAGAAGAAAAGAAAAAGAGAGAGGAAGAAGAUAGGCUUAAGAAAGAAGAGAAAAGAAUUCAGGAGGAAACGGCUAGAAGAGAAAAUGACCAUGCUGGGCUAAUGGCAGAAAAGAAACAAGAAGAAAGGGGAAGGAUGGACGGAGAAGAGAAAUUCAGAAAAGCAGAAAGUGAAAGGAUUAGGAAUGAAGAGAUGAAAAGGAAGAAUGAUGAAGAAAAGUUAGCCGAGAUGAAAGAACAGGAACAGAAAAGGAGAGAAGAUCAACAAAAAAUGCAAAGAGAGGAGGAGAGGAAAAGGGCUGAAGAGCAAGCUAAACGGCAGGAGGAGGAAAGGAUUCAGAAAGAGAAGAUGCAAAGAGAGGAGGAAGAGAAGAGGAGACUAGAGAGAUUGGCCAAAGAAAAGCUAAGGGAAGAGGAAAGAAUAAAAGCUGAAGAAGAGGAGGAGGAAGAAAGGACUGAAAAAGAAAAAAUGAUAAAGGAAGAGAAGGCUAAGAAAGAGAGCAUGGAAAAGGAAAUGAGAGAGGAAAAAGAAAGGAUCCAGAAAGAGAAAAUGAGUAGAGAGAAGGAAGAGGAGAGGAGAAGGCAUGAGGAACUAGAGUGGUUGGCCAAGCAAAAGCUGAGAAAGGAGGAAGAAGAGAGAAGAAAUAUUGAAGAGGAAGCAAAAAGGGAGGAGGAAAGGAUCCAGAAAGAAAUACAGAGAGAGGAAGAGAGGAUGGAAAGGGAAAUGAGAGGGAAAGAAGAGAGAAUAAAAGAGGAAAAAAAGACAGCAGAGGAAAUUGAGAGAAAAGGGUUUAAGGAUGAGAAGGAAAAGGGGGAAGAAGAAAGGAGGCAGGAGAAUCUGACAAAAGGAAAAGAAGGCAAAAUAAAAGACAAAGAGAUAAGUGGAACAAAAUUAAAACUUAGAGUUCCUGUGGAAAUCACCUCCACUAAUCCAUUUGAUGAAAACAUUUCUCCUCCUUUGGAAACAAACAUCUCUUCUAAAGAAAAAACUGAUGAUCAAAGAUGUCAGUCAGGUGUUCCAUCAGUUAACAUAAGUGAUGUCACCACCAAUGAAAGGGACCUGAUUAACACUCAGCGGGGGAAAAGAACUGCUCCUAAGCCUCCUGGAAGGAAUCAGCCGCAAAGACAGAGACGGGAGGAGGAAGACAUGUCGUCUACACAUCUGUCACAAAUGAACAAGCAGAGUAAAGACAAAAACGUCAAAACUGUCAGUGUUGCUCCACAGCGUUCUGUGCAGAUAAUUGCUCCACUAAACAGACCUUCCAAAGAUUUGAACAACCUGAGCCAGACGGAAAAAGACUUCACCAAAGAGGAGACGACCAAAAACGGCAAACGUCCUGCUCCAUCAAUACCGUGCACUGCUAAAGAUGAGCCUCACAGAGGUGUGUUGGAGAUAAAAAAAGACAGAGCAGUUUAUGGAUUGAACCCAUUCGAAGAUGAUGAUGAUGACACUGAGCUCACAGCUUUUGAUGAAACAACAAACUCUGGCAAAACUGACCCAGUAUGCUGGCCUCCUGUCAAACAGGAAACUGACAAAGACGAUGCCAAAAUCAAAUCUUCAAAGAUGGCUCGUGCCCCCCUACCGCCCCCUCUGAAUGAGACCCCCUCAAACUCAAUAAUCUGUCAAAACCGUGAUGAAGACGGAGGGUCAGAUGCCAUUAGAGCAAUUGUUCCAAAUAAGACAUGCAACCCACAGAAAGAGGCCACCAGUCAUGUGCAGGUGAAAGAGUCUCCAAACAGAGAGUCCAAGCAGAUUGGGACUGUGGCAGCUAUAAAGGAGGAGGGACCUCCUGCAGCUUCACGCAGACUUCAGCCUGUAAAACCCCUUAAUCCUCUGGAGCAGCAGUCUGACUCUGUUGUUAAAGUUGGAAAUGAGAACAGAGCCACAGGAUUAGACUGUAAUGGAGUUCAGCACAAAACAAACGUUGGCACAGAGAGAUCAGGACCGUACUCCCAGCUGACUCGUGAGGAACUAAUUGCCUUGUUGUUGAAACAGGAGAGCCAGCUCUCUGAGAGGGAUAAAAAGAUAUCCGAGCUGGAGCAGUACAUUGACAACUUACUGGUGCGGGUCAUUGAGGAGAAGCCAAGUAUUCUAAUGUCCUUGAGCUCUUUAAAGAAGGCUGCCUAAGUGGAUUUACAGCUGACACUUUCAAUCAGAUCAGACCUCUGUGGUCCGACUUUAUUCACUUCACUUCUAAAUGAAAAAACUAGGCUUUCAAAGGUGGUUCGAGUUCAUCACUGAAUACUGGAUCUUUUGAUCAACAGACUGUGAGGUGGGAUAGACUUCAAAGAUAAUUUAUCGAGGAGAUGAAAUCAAAAAGCAGAGGUGAAUUAAUGCUAUGACUGUUGCAGUUUCAGAUAAACCAUUUUAUGUGUUUUUUUCUUUGUCAUGUCUGUAAAAAUCAAGUUACACAUUUCUAUAUGUGAUUCUCUGCAAGGACGUUUGAUUGUUUUCAUGUAGAGCAUUAAAGUAAAACAUCAGACAUGUUAUAUUGUCUGGUUAAAACAAAACAGUUUUUUUUCUCUUGCCUGGUCA